This is a messenger RNA of Jaculus jaculus (lesser Egyptian jerboa), 2003 nucleotides long. It is a transcript of the gene Ifnar2, whose product is annotated as interferon alpha and beta receptor subunit 2. Lineage: Eukaryota; Metazoa; Chordata; Mammalia; Rodentia; Dipodidae. The coding region runs from base 208 to 1779 and encodes 523 amino acids. Gene Ontology annotation, molecular function: protein binding; interleukin-22 receptor activity. The transcript is spliced from 9 exons. The record is from RefSeq and is a predicted model, not a curated record.
CUGCCUGGCUUCCCUUGUUCUGGGGACCAUCCACCCGGCCCCCCGCGGGCUUGCGCCCACACCCUGCCCCGGGGGAGUCCUCCGUUCAUCCGCCCUUGCGGCCCGGUGUCCCCAUCUGCCCACAUCCACCUGUCACCUGCGCAAGGGACACCUGGACGCUAGCCACUUGGCGAGAUCAGGAGGUGUGAAAACAAAGAAAGGACUUAAAUGCUGACGAAGAUGCCUUUGAGCCUCAAUGCUGUCGCCUUUGGGUUACUUAAUUUGUGUUUUAUGGUGUACAUAAGCCUACUUGGUGCUUCACCUGAUUGUGAUGACAUUUCAGAAGAACCUUGCAAUAUACGUAUGACAUUACGAAACUUCCGGCUAAUUUUAUCAUGGGAAUUAAAAAACAAAUCCAUCACACCAAGCCACUAUACAUUAUGGCAAACAAUCAUGAGUAAGCAGGAAGACCUGGAGAUUGUUGAGAACUGUACAAAUAUCACAAGACCAUUUUGUGACCUGACAGAUGUGUGGGGAGAAAUGCAUGAGAACUACAUCUCCGUCUUGGAAGUGUACAGAGAGAACUUGCUAUUGUUCUGCUGUGGGAAAUCUAUCUUUGCCACACAAAUUCAUCUUGAGCCACCAGAAUUUGGCAUCAUUGGCUCGACAGACCACAUCAAUGUGACAGUGGGAUUUCCACCAGUCACCCCCAAGCUAUAUGGGAAAGAAAUGCAGUAUUCUGUAUCACUUGUCAUCAAACAGCUGUCAGAGGGAAUUAUUAAUGUGCAUAGAACUAAAAUUCCAAGAGGCCUCCAUGGAAAUUUCACCUAUGUCAUUGACAAUUUAAUUCCAAACACAAACCACUGUAUAUCUGUUUCUUUUGAUGGUGGUAAUGUGGGAAAAUCAAUAGAGCCUCCCUUAAAAUGCACACUUCUUCAUCCUGAGCAGGAGUCAGGAUCAUCAGACUCAACCAUAAUAGGAAUAAUUCCUGGAUUUUUGAUAGCAGUGAUCUUCGUAAUCAUGCUCGCAUUGAAACGGAUUGGUUAUAUAUGCUUAAAACACAAUCUCCCCAAAGUCUUGAAUUUCCAUAACUUUUUAGUUCGGAUAUUUCCAGAACCACCGUUGUCAGAAGUAGUGGAUGUGGUAGAGGUCAUUCACAUCCACAGGAAGAAGAAGCUGUGGAAUUACAAUUAUGAUGAUGAAAGUGACGGUGACAAUGAAGAUGUCCCCAGGGCAAGUGCCGCUGGUUAUACCAUGCAUGGACUGACGAGCAGGCUUCUGAGCCAGACCCCUGCCUCCUCCUCGGCCAACUCGCAGGAGUCCCCGGAUGAAGACGAGGAAUCUGAGGGAUCUGAUGAGCCUCUGGUAGGGGCUGAGCCAGAGCCCCCCAGUACGUUGGAGCCCAGCCCCUGGCAGACAGAAGGCACCAGUGAACUCUAUGAGAAGAGAGAGAGUCUGCCCCAGGACGCCUUUCCCAGGGAUGACAGCGGCUCCACGGAAGGGCCUGGGGACAGAAUCGCUUUCAAUGUGGACUUGAAGUCUGUGUUUUUGAGAGCUCUCCACAGUGACUGGGAAGAGGCCUGUCAGGUAUCUCCUGCAGAAGACACGGUGGGUCUCGAAGACCAUCCCCGUAGAACAGAACCAGGCCUCCUGGUGGUCACUGAGGAAGGGACACAGCCGCUCCACCCAGGCCUCUCUGCUCACUGUCUGUGGACUGAAGAUGACGUGUCAUCUGAUAAAACUGACACUUCGGACUCUGAGGCUGAUGCUAACCUGGGAGAUGGCUAUAUCAUGAGAUGACUCCAGAAGCAGUCCAUUGACUUCUACUGAGAAUCUACGGGGUUUUCUCCCGACGCCUUGACUUCACACCCUGUGGUCUGCAGGCAUCUGUGGGGGAAGAGCCUAGAGAACUGUGGAACCCACCAAUUCUCCCCGUGAUCUUCCUAUGCAGAUCCCAGCAGGGGAGCAUCGCAUUGCUCAGUACACUGUUUACAAGCUCAAAGUAAUUCACUUUGAAGGGAGCA